Diospyros lotus (date-plum) is the source of this 4660-nucleotide messenger RNA. RefSeq names its product CST complex subunit CTC1. The record is from RefSeq and is a predicted model, not a curated record. Lineage: Eukaryota; Viridiplantae; Streptophyta; Magnoliopsida; Ericales; Ebenaceae. The coding region runs from base 94 to 4290 and encodes 1398 amino acids. The transcript is spliced from 16 exons. Gene Ontology annotation, biological process: telomere maintenance via telomere lengthening; positive regulation of DNA replication. Gene Ontology annotation, cellular component: CST complex. Gene Ontology annotation, molecular function: telomeric repeat DNA binding; single-stranded DNA binding.
AGUCCGUAUCUAGUCUGGACAGGCGAGGUUCGUCCUCGAUUAGUUUUUGCUUGUUUCAACUUGAAUGGAUUUUGCAUACCAACGAAGCGCAUAAUGGAAGAGGAAGAAGACGGCGGCGUGAGACUCCUUAGAAUUUCUGAUCUCCUCAGGCGUUCUCGCCCCCUUGCUGGCGCAUCAUCUCUCAAUCACAGGUGUCCGAUUUCUCGUUCUUCAGAGCCACAGCCGUCGGAUAGGUCUCGCCAGCCGUGCGGUCCAGCCCCGCCCCGCCCCAGCCAAAACCCUGGCCAUAGAAUUCUUGAAUCUUUGAAUUACCCAACUGUCAUAAUUGGAACCCUCACCCUUCCUUUCUUACACAAGCCUUCCAUUUUGGAUCCGUCUGUUCGUUGCCCCAAAUCCACAUGCUUUUCCUUCUCGGACUAUGAUGAUGCCUCGUCCAACUUAUGCUGCGACGUUGUCGACUUCGACGUCCGAAUAAUCGGACGGAAAAUCCGUGUUCUAGCUUGGAAUUUUAUUCCUUUUGAAUGCGGUGGUGGUUUCUUGGAGAUAAUCUCUUGGAGACUCACGGAAACUUCUUCGACUCCGGAUGCGUUUCCCCUGGUUUUAGGUUCUUCAGCUGAUUGUAAAAGAGACAGCUUCAAGGCUCGUUUUGUUCUCGGCGUGUUAGAAUCAAUUAGCCCUGUUUCGGUUGUUCCAUGUGCAACUGGAGUUAGUAGUUCUACUGGCUCCCGAAAUAUAUGUGGGUUUCUUGUACAACUUUUGGUUUGUGAGUGCAAGUUGUGUAGCACCAAAGCUUCUGUGAUUGCUUUCCUAGAACGGUCCGAAGUGGAGGAUGAUCACUGUUUUACCAAGCCUUUGAUUGUAUACUUUUAUGGGUCAGCUUCAUCCUGGCAUCCUGCAAUGUCAAAACUGAUUGGUAAUAUUAUCGUGCUGUCAGGGUUGAAGAAGAAGUUGGUUUUCUUAGAAGAGGAAGAAUCUCUGUUGAUGUAUUUAACCACAGAAAAAACCUUCUUGCAUCUCCCCAAGUUGCUUAGUAAAUGGCUUCCGGUUAAUAAUAUGAAUGCUAUUAAGGGUAAGGGUGAAUGUGGCACGUAUGCUGGCACCAUCACAGGCAUAUACAUGCAGGGCAUGGUUGUCGAAUUGGACCAGAAAGUGUUGUUGCUACUAACAGACCAACAUCUCAGUCCGCCACAUAGUCUCAGAGUUGGUGCUGUAGUAUUGAUUAGAAAUGUCCAUUUUGUAAACCCAAAAUUUUCCUGGGCAAAGACGUUUGUUCUUGGUGCUUGUGUUAAAACUAGCAUCAAUUUGAGAUCUUUUUCACCAUUUGAAACUGGGUCUUGUACAUAUUCACGAUCUCAGAGCCUUUUGAGGAAGUUUAUUGACUCAUUAAUGUUUUCCAUAAGGCUAUGGGUACUAUUGCUUGUCUCAAGUUUCAGGAGAAAAUUUGCAGGAAUUUUAUCUGAGAAGGAGAUCUUGGGUUCAAAACAUAAGGAAGGACUGGCUCAAUCAUACGCCACUUCUUGUAUACCUUCAUCACUGUUUCAAUCUCGGCAUGGAGUUUUUAGAGAAUUUUGUAAGCAUGACUCAUGUGGCUGUGGCAAUGAACAACAUUAUGUUCACUUGAAACUGGUGGUACCAAUAUCUAAUUUUAUCAAUCAUUGUGAGGCUACUUGGAUGAAGAUGCUCUUGGAGUGGGAAAGCGAUUCUAAUUUGAUGUAUAACUAUGACAUGUAUGGCCAUCCUUCUUGUGAAGGAUUUCCUUAUAGCCAGCCAAUUAGGAGGAUUUUGCGUAGUGAAGACAUGGGUGUUGUUUUGCUUGGAUGCAUAAAGAUUUCCGCAUCUUCUGGAAGGUUGCAAUUUAUUGAUGCUACUGGCAGCAUUGAUGUUGUGGUACCAGACCUUCCAUCAGAUUGGGAUAUCAGCACAAUAUAUGAGGUACAUAACUUCACUCUUGUUAUGGAGGGCAUGCGUGAACACCUUGCUGGUUCAGAAUUAUCCCAAAAUGAAUCAUUGUCGUGUAGGGCUAUUUUUGCCAACAGUCCAGUAAUGAGAGAGGGAAAGCUAGCACUUUAUCUUCUCUACAAUUUUAGAGAUAGAUAUUCUAGAAAUUGUACCUUCCAUCCUUGCAUCAAGAAUAAUGGAAAUUUCAAGGAGCUUCAAAGUGGUAGAUUUCACCUGCUUUUGGUGACACAUAAAUAUCCCGUGCAACAAAAGUUUCAAGGCGAACAAUUUGUUUCAAACAGUGCAAGCAUGUUUGCUGAGGCAUUUAUCCUGCCAUGGGAUUUAUUGCUUGAUGGGAAGGAUGGGUAUACAAAUUCUACUAGUCUUUCUGAGGAUCUGCUGAAUGAAUCCAUGGAGCAUUAUGGUUCCAGAAACUUACAAGAAUUUGUUUAUUGUAAGAGAUAUAAAAUUGAUCAGACAUCAACUAUGGUUUCAAAAUCUGGAUUAAGCAAUGCUGAGUAUGAAUUUUGUGGUAGUGGACAUUGUUGCUUUAGUAAUACUUGUGCAACAUCUUGUCAGAUGCAGAAAUGCACACGUCUAAAUUUACCACCUGAAAUUCAGUGUUAUGUUACCUUUAGAAGCAUUAAUAAUCAGCUUCUAUCUAGUUCAGGGCUCUUGUGCCCCUCUAAAGCUAAAGUAAAAGUCAGUUCUGUUUGUAAACCAAGACAAGGGAAAGUAUUGCUGGAGUUUAAGUGUGGAGGUUUUGGUGUCCAUGAGUUGUUGAGUGUUGGAAGGCAUUACUCCAUAAAGCACCAUAAAGAAGAUAAGCUAUGUACUACAGAGGACUUUAGCUAUGGUAAAGUCACUAUAACUUCUAAAAUACAUCUUUGGAGCCUUUCCUUCUCUUCUGAUGAAGUUCUCCCAGAUGCAUUUUUAUCACAUCUUCCUAGAUGUGUUGAUCCAAUUUUCAGCACUGAUGAAUCUCUCCCUGAAUCCUCUCUUCAAAGUGAAACAUCACUCCUGAGAUGUAAUGUUGGCUUCCCUGAGAUUCAUUCAGAUAUCUGUGUCCGUGUUUCUAUUGAUCAUGCAAGUAUCUUUGAGGAAAAUCUUAAGUUUUUGGAUGGAUUUGUGGUUCAGCCAUCUGUUCCCUUUGAAGAGGUAACAGACUUGUUUUUACGCUACAGGGCUAUUGUGACUGGCUCAGUUCAAUAUUCUGCAAGUCUGAAACCUGAAUACCCUCUGCCUGAGGGAAAUCUGAUAUCUCUGCAUGGAGACGUGUUGGCCGUUCAUAACUCUAGCUGCAGUUCUAUUGCAACAAAUCUAAGGCAGAAAAGUCCAGCUGAUGCUCAUUUGGAAAAAUUCCUUCAAGGGACAGAGACCGUCUGUAUCCAUGUUCUGGUGGACCAUCAAAUUGUCAGGAUUUUUGGUGCACUAACCAAACAUGCUUAUCCUAUUGGAUUUGGACCUGGUAUAAAAGCCACAUUUCACCGUAUACUUGUUUUGAGUGGGCAGAGUGAACUCAUCUUAACGCCUACAUCUUUCAUUGCAAUCCAAAGUGUGAGAGUUGUGAAUGACCAAUAUAGCAUCAAGUAUGAUAAUCCAUCAGCUGCCUCAGGUUUAUGCAAAUUUGGAUCCCUUACUCCUCUUCCCUCUACUUUGAUUUCCCAAAUAACCCGAUAUGCAGACUGUAAGCCAGUGCAGUUUAAUUGCAGGGUUGUCUCUAUUUAUAUUCUUGUGCUGGAGCAAAAUAUAAAAGCUGUUUAUCCUCAUUCAGGAUUUCAGUCCAGGUCACCUAUGGUUAACAUACCUCUUGCUGGGUUUGUAUUAGAUGAUGGCUCCUCGUUGUGUUGCAGCUGGGCAAGUAAUGAUAGGGCAGCAACAUUGCUUAGGCUAGAAGAUGGAAUUCCUGGAGGAAGCAGCCUGUGGGAUUUGAAGAGGAAGAGAAAGAGGAGGAUAGAUGACACCUGUGGCAGCCCCACCCUAAUUCAUAAAUUGGAGAAAAUUUUGAAUAAGCAUGGUAGAGUCAUUGUGAAAAAUUAUGGAUCCUUGUUUGACUCUUCAGGUCAGCAACACUCAUUUUCUGUGGAUUCGGAGACUCUCCUCAGCAGCUCAGACGAGGACCUUGUCAAGGCUGUAAUCUUCAAUGCUGCUUGCUUCGGCACCUUUUGGAAUGUGAUUGGUAGUCUGAUGGAUUCAACUGCCAUGAAAGAGUUAGAGAAACAGCUGGUGGGAAUGGAGAUGAUGCCAAUACAACCACCAAUGCAAAAUAUAUGGGCUAAAGAAGUUCACUACUCGAACCCCCUCCUUGAAGCAAGAAAAAUACUUCAACAAGAAGAACUCGUGAACAGCUAGCGCAUAUUUCAUUUCAUCGACAUUAGAUGGAAGAAGCCAGCCAGCCCUUGGAAUGAUGCCUCAUUUUGACUCCCAGUCCCAGGUUGCAACUACAAUGUAUCUUUCUGAUUGUACAUUUGACACACACACACACACACACGCAUGCCGUAGGUCGUCCAUUCUUCUGUUGCCUCCAUAAAUUAAAUUUGAAUUAUAUUUUGCACAAAAAACAGUCUGCAACAUUGGAUUGGCAGGAGAGGAGAUGCUUCUGCCAUGCCACCAUGCACAAAAAGCGAUCUAUUCCCCCCUUUUUCUGGACAGCUGUACUUUUAGAAAAUGUCUUCUUCACAUCACUUUCGAAAUUACAAUAAGCAAUUACCUAUUUUGGACA